Messenger RNA from Paramuricea clavata, 643 nucleotides. The record is from the annotation of a GenBank genome assembly. NCBI's taxonomy places the organism in Eukaryota, Metazoa, Cnidaria, Anthozoa, Malacalcyonacea, Plexauridae.
GGUAUAUUUCACACAAUGUUUUCAGACGUGUUAAUGCUGUGUUGUGUUACUCACACUGGGCAAGUACGUAAAAGAUUCUAUAUUGUUAAUUUGCAUUGUUGGGCUCUGGCAUUCACAGCACAGUGGUACAACUUGGUUGCAUUUUCCUCCUGUGUUAGCACUUGCAAUAAGAGAUGACACUUGCUGCUCCUCUCAGGAUAGCGAUUCAGAACUGUUGGAGCCAUCUAGUCCUGUAUACAGUAGUAACUCUGGAUGAGUGAGGGACAAUUCCCUUAUUCAAAUUCCUAUAGGAGAUCCUAUAGGAAUUUUACUAAAUAGACUAUUCCUAUAGGAAUUUCUUUGGAAAUGCAAUUUCCAACUUUAACUUCCUUCCAACUUUAGUUUACUUGGUAUAAGCACCUUUUAGUCAUCUGCUAACUGGGUCCUCGUCUUAUUCUUAGUGUUAACAUUUGUUGGUGAAUGGUGGGGACAACUUGAUAUAAAGUUUUAUGGCAAGAAGGAAGAUUAUGAACUGAUUGGCAAGGAACAUGCCUUGGCUUUACCAAACCAUCGUAGUGAUAUUGAUUGGAUGGUAGGAUGGAUCCUUUGUGAGAGAACUGGAAUACUUGGGGUAAUGAAAUAUAUUAUUAUUUGUGGUGUAUGA